AAGUUUGGUCCUCAGCGGCUUCCGUCCUGCAGCAAGGCCGGAACAAGGCCAGGAGGCUGGGGUCGUGGGACCUGGCUCGGGACCGGGCUGGAGAUGGAGUUCGACUGCGAGGGCCUGAGACGGCUGCUUGGCAAGUACAAGUUCAGGGACCUAACUGUGGAAGAACUAAAGAAUGUAAAUGUAUUUUUCCCACAUUUCAAAUAUUCCAUGGACACCUAUGUUUUUAAAGAUAGUUCCCAGAAAGACCUGCUGAAUUUUACUGGCACAAUUCCUGUGAUGUAUCAGGGAGAAUGGAUGGAGAUGAAUGCAGCUAGCCAUGGGAUCCAUGCAGAGAUUGCAGAGCCACCUCAACCUCCCAAAGUGAUGGGAUUACAGCCUAAAUCUGUCAUUGUUGGAUUAAUUAAAGAAAUGAUUGCCAAGUUUCAAGAGGAACUUCCGCUGUAUUCUGUACCAUCAUCUGAUGAGGCACGGCAGGUAGACUUGCUAGCCUAUAUUGCAAAAAUCACUGAAGGUGUUUCAGGUAUAAAUUCAAAGAGCUGGGCAAAUCAUGAGAAUAAAACAGUCAAUAAAGUUACUGUGGUUGGAGGUGGAGAGCUGGGUAUUGCCUGCACAUUAGCAAUUUCAGCAAAGGGCAUUGCAGACAGGCUGGUCCUUUUAGACCUCUCAGAAGGGACUAAAGGAGCCACGAUGGACCUUGAAAUCUUCAACCUUCCUAAUGUGGAGAUCAGCAAAGAUUUGUCUGCCUCUGCUCAUUCCAAGGUGGUGAUCUUCACAGUCAACUCCUUGGGUAGUUCUCAGUCCUACCUUGAUGUGGUACAGAGCAAUGUGGAUAUGUUCAGAGCCCUUGUCCCAGCUCUGGGACAUUAUAGUCAACACAGUGUCCUGCUCAUUGCAUCUCAACCAGUGGAAAUCAUGACCUAUGUGACAUGGAAACUGAGUGCAUUUCCUGCAAAUCGAGUGAUUGGAAUUGGAUGUAAUCUGGAUUCACAGAGAUUACAGUAUAUUAUUACAAAUGUUUUGAAGGCACAGACUUCAGGCAAAGAAGUAUGGGUUAUUGGCGAGCAGGGAGAAGACAAAGUGCUCACAUGGAGUGGCCAAGAAGUAAUGAGUCAUACCUCUGAAGUGCAGCUGUCCAACAGAGCCAUGGAACUGCUUAGAGUAAAAAGUCAAAGAUCCUGGUCUGUUGGACUAUCAGUAGCUGACAUGGUUGACAGUAUUGUAAACAAUAAGAAGAAAGUGCAUUCUGUAUCAACUUUAGCAAAGGGAUAUUAUGAUAUAGAUAGUGAAGUGUUUCUAAGUUUGCCUUGCAUCCUUGGAAUCAGUGGAGUAUCUGAAGUCAUCAAAACCACACUGAAAGAAGAUACAGUUUCUGAGAAACUCCAAAGCAGUGCAUCCUCAAUCCAUGGUCUCCAACUACAGUUAAAACUUUGAUUCUCAAAUGCAAUUUAAGAGGCUGGACUUCUACCUAAAGGGAAAAGUCAUUUAAUUUUACCAAUAUAUAUAGGUUUGAGAAUUUCUGUAUCCUGCUAUUUAUCCUUACAAACUGCUUGGUUAAAGUAGAGGGUUUCUUGAUUAGCUCUGUGAUUUAAAUCCUUAAGAAGUUACAUAAGGAGGGGAAAAAUUAAUUUUAUUUGGGGUUCUUGAGAUAUCUAUGCUGUUCUUUAAAUCUACAGCAGGGGUAAACAUUCAUCUGAAGUGUGCAUCAAUUUAAAUCAUAUAUCCUAAACUAAAAGCACAGUUCACAAUUUGGGAAUAUUUUAUAAGUAAUACAUCUUUAAAAGAAAAUUACCCUUUGACUUUUAUAAUAAACAUAAGUUCAAGGCCCAGUAUGGAUUUACAAAAUCUGUAUCAAUUGUACAUUCACAGGAUCCACAGCUUAAGUUACUAAUGUUUCUUGUGUAAAAUCCUGUUGGUAGUACUAGUAAAGCAUUAUAUUUCCCUUCUUCAAAUUAAUUAGCUACCAAAAAAUGGAAAAGAAUUUUACAUGCACUUUAAAACAGAAAAUGGAAAGUGAAUUUUUAAAAUGAUAUGCAUUAAAAGUUUAAUUUAAUUUCCA
Messenger RNA from Cercocebus atys (sooty mangabey), 2056 nucleotides. It is a transcript of the gene UEVLD, whose product is annotated as UEV and lactate/malate dehyrogenase domains. Gene Ontology annotation, molecular function: oxidoreductase activity, acting on the CH-OH group of donors, NAD or NADP as acceptor. The record is from RefSeq and is a predicted model, not a curated record. Lineage: Eukaryota; Metazoa; Chordata; Mammalia; Primates; Cercopithecidae. The transcript has 13 exons. The coding region runs from base 94 to 1431 and encodes 445 amino acids. Gene Ontology annotation, biological process: carboxylic acid metabolic process; protein modification process; protein transport.